GAUCAUAUUUCUGGAAUGCCUCGUGGCCCAACCUUAAUCCUGAUCGGAGCAGGAAGCUCCUCAGACGUGUUUCUGCAAUCUCCAGCAGCAGCGGUCUGGUCCGGUCCGGUCCAGUUCCUGGUUCCUCCUCCAUGGACUCUCACAUCAAGACGGGGAAAGUUUACCUGAAGCCGCACAAACCCCACAAAAAAUGGAAACUGGUCAGGCUGUCCCUGUUCGCGCCCAGCAGCAGCAGCGUGGGCCGCCUGGAGAUCGGGGACGGCGGAGGGGGCGCUGACCUGCGGAAGAAGGUGAAGGUGGUGCGCCUGUCGGAGCUGAUUUCAGUCCUGAGGCUUCCUCCCAACGCCGAGGCCUGCCACCUGGACAACAUGUCCACGUUUUGUGUGGAGACCGAAGACAGGACCCUGGUGUUCGCCGCUCCCAAAGACGACUGCCUGGAGUGGGUGGACAAGCUGCGUCACAGCAGCUUCCAGAGGGAGAAAAGUUCUGGAUCCAGUCAGGUCCACAUGGAGGAGAACCAGAUUUAUGCCUCAGCAGACGAAGCCCCUCUGUUCUGGGUGGUGGUUCAGAAGAACGAUGCAGCGACGCGAUGUGGCCUGCAGGGGUCGUACUGGCUGCAGUUGGAACAACAGUCGCUGCUGCUGAGAGACACGAAGACGAAGACGAAGGUGGUGGAGUGGCCCUACGAACUACUGAGGCGAUACGGCCAUGAUAAGGUGUCCUUCACCGUUGAAGCAGGUCGGCGCUGUGAAUCCGGUCCAGGAACCUUCUGCUUUGAGACUCAGCAGGCUGACAAGAUCUUCAACCUGAUCCAGAGUAACAUCAAGCGAAACGCUCUAGCUGCUGCUUCUGGAUCCCAGAGCCAAGACACGGAGAAAGUACUUGUCACCAACAUUCAACCUCAUUCCCCUCUACCCAAAAUCCCUGACCUGACCAACAUGGCUGACAUCCUGGAAAACAAGCUGAGGAUGCAGGACCGGAGAUCCCCGGUGUUUGACAAUAUGGCAAAGGGUCUGGAUGAGGUUGGUGCGUCAGACGGUUCUCCUGCUCCGAUCACCUUGAUGCCGCUUCCAUCGAUUCCUACGCUGGACGGUACCUCUAGAGACAAAAUCAAGAGCCAAUCCGACGCCAUAUAUGCUGAUCCAAAUGUCUGCGGCCCGUCUAUUGUGGUACCCAAACUAGCCAUUGCUCAGUACAUCGACCCGGCGAAGGUCCUUCCUCUGAAGCCACCGUUCUCACUGGACUCUGGCGCUGCUCUUCCCACCGCCUCAGACUCAAAACCCGACACGAAGGCCAGCAUUCCAGACUCAGUUUACUCAGAGGUUUACGACAAAAUCAGCCCAGACAAGAACAAGCAACCCGUUCUACAGAACGCAACAAAAACGUCCGAUGAACCCAUUUACUCUGAGCCCGUCUCCAGAAAAGAGUCAGACUGCCAGAAGCCUGAACCCAAACCCGACCCGUUCGCACACCUCUACGCUCAGGUCUGCAAAGCACCAACGUCAAGUAGGAACUCGGCGCCUGUCACCAUGACAACGACUUCCUCAGCCACGACAGCUUCUUCGACGUCCAUAGAGGAACCUCUGGACGAUGUCAUCUUUGAGAACCUGGGCAUCAUUUAAAUCACCUGGUUCCAUCAAACCUGAAAUCUGAAACUCCAGACUUUUUCAGUUUUUCUGUUUUCUUGGCUUUAAGUAAUAAACCAGAUUUAUUCUGCUGUGAUAUGAAUAUGUGACCGUCUCACCAGUCAGGACUUCACCUGCAUUGGAUCAUUUUUAACACAUUAAAUAUUUUCAUUUUAACAGCAGUUAUUACUUUAGUUUAUUCUGAUUACAGCUUAUUGCUUUGGUUUUGUGAAUACAUGCUCAUUAGCCACGUUCCCAAUUAGGCCUGUUUCUGUCUACUGGCCUCACAAAGCAUAAUUUCAAUAGUUGCUAACGCUACGCAUAGCUGUAAUUAAUACAGGUUGGAAGCCAGCAUGGACCGGAGACGUUUCUCUCCACCUGAACGUUUGUCAGAUCUCUUACUUGGAAAAUUUGUUUCCGUUUCUUCUUUAGCGCAUUAGCGGAGCGUAAAAACUUUUUUGUGAAAUUGAGGACAUUAUUUUGAAUUUUAGUUUCAUCAGCCUUUAUGCAAUGCUUCAAAAUGUACAUAAAAAAUCGAUGGAAACAUG
Xiphophorus couchianus (Monterrey platyfish) is the source of this 2173-nucleotide messenger RNA. It is a transcript of the gene dok1a, whose product is annotated as docking protein 1a. Bases 132 to 1622 code for a protein of 496 amino acids. Lineage: Eukaryota; Metazoa; Chordata; Actinopteri; Cyprinodontiformes; Poeciliidae. Gene Ontology annotation, cellular component: cytoplasm. Gene Ontology annotation, biological process: positive regulation of MAPK cascade; cell surface receptor protein tyrosine kinase signaling pathway; Ras protein signal transduction. The record is from RefSeq and is a predicted model, not a curated record. The transcript is spliced from 7 exons.